UAAUAAUUUGUUGCAAAUGAGUCUUCUGAGCCUAAGCAAACAUCCAUGGUUGUAUGAAAAUGGCUUAAAGCCAAUUUUAAAAAAUGAAAGUAUUGUAGUGGCCCUGACCUGAACUGAAAAAGGCUGUCGGAGCAAAGAGGACGACAAUCCUGACUGAGUUUCGCCAGUUCUGUCAGCAGGAAUGGUCAAAAAUCUGGCAAAGUAUUGUGAGAAGUUUGUGGAAGGCUGAUCCAAGUGUUUGAGUUCCCCAAGUUCAAGCAGUCACCCAAUACUAGUCUAUUGGAAAUCUAAUACAGUAAAUAAAUCUGUCUCUGUGCUAUUAUUUGGAAAUGGAAUAUGUGGAAAUUGAAUCUGAAUGCCUUUAGUCUUGGUAUGUAAACGUUGCGUGUGUGCCAUGCAACUCUACGCGUAAUCCCUUGUCAGAAACCAGGUUCAUGUUUAUUGCUCCCUAUGAAGUGAGCUUUUUAAGGUUGUAUUUGUUUUUUUUUUUUUUUGACGCGGUUUAUGUACUCACCUCGGUGUGCGCGAGCGUCACAAAUCCGAGGAACAAUAUUCCCACUGGUGUCGCGCGCAUCGGAGCGGCUCGGGACGUGUCUCCUGUUGCGCGUGACGCCGCUCCAGGGUGAACGUGCUCUCCGUUUGUCCUCAACCAAACCAGAUCAGCUCAGAUGAAGCAUGUAGACCUGCCACAAUGCGCAGAGAUGUCCGGAAUAUAUCUCUCGCGCGUUCGCGUUACGCGUUGCUUACUCAAGCGCUCGCGUCGCGCGUAUUCCCAAAAAGAAAUAUAGCCAAGAGUGGAAUUAAGGGAUUGUGGGAAUGAACAUUAAUACUUCUCCACGGGUUCUUCUGGAGAAAACUGCUUGCCUAGAUACUUGAAGGGGUAGCAUGGGUUGUGUUUGUGUGGGCAGCGACUAGUCUGGACAGGUUGUGACUUCUUGUGCGUCACGUAUCCUGGUUUAUGGGCGACUCAUUCUAGACUCACUUCUAGGCGACAGGUCCACGUUUUGGGCGCGUGCUUUCGCCUCUCAAUGUGUGUUAAAUUCAGGGGUAAUGUGAAAUCCGCGUGGUGCACAGAAUCGCGAAUCGGGAGUAUCGCUCACAAGGAAUUUGGCUCCACUGGUCAUAGGCUCACAGAGACUGUGGGCACAUCUCGAACCAGAGCGCGCCUUGAGUGGCGGGUGAGAUGACACGCCCCCACCGGAUUGCCUCGCUCAGCCUCCCACUCUGGUGGCUUUUACUGACACGCGUGUACAGACAGGAAGUUCAAGGGGUUGAGAUCUCCCAGGACUGUGGCCAGCGCAACACCAGCUUGUGCCCCUGUAUUCCAAUAAAAGGUUCCAGGGGACCUCCUGGUGCUUUAGGGGAAGAUGGUCGAAUGGGGGCUCCAGGUCCACAAGGCCCUCAGGGACAACGUGGACAGAAAGGACAACGUGGAUCGGAAGGAAUUCUUGGGGUUCCUGGAAUAAAAGGAGAUGUAGGCACUAUAGGAAUUCCUGGAUAUCCUGGACAAGAUGGAUCCACUGGUCCUCGUGGACAUGUUGGCCCUCCCGGUCUUCCAGGAUUAGAUGGCUGCGAAGGAACCAGAGGAGAUCCAGGACCUGCUGGCCGUCCAGGACCAAAUGGUGGAAUGGGACCACGAGGACACCCAGGACCAAAGGGACCAAAAGGAGUUAGUGCAUGCAGAUAUUCAAGGGUUCCUGGUCAACCUGGUUGCGAUGGACCUCCUGGUGAUCCUGGACCUCGAGGACUUCCUGGACCUUGUGGCCCACAGGGUCCACAGGGGAACCCUGGAGAUCCUGGAUUACCGGGUGGAAAUGGUGCUCCAGGUGUACGAGGUGCUCCAGGAGACACAGGAAAACUGACUCCUGGUGAUGGUGGAGAUGAGGGAGAUACAGGGCCAAAGGGUAAUCCAGGGCCCACUGAAACCUUUCAGCCACCAGAAGAAUUGUUCCUCAAAGGAGACAAGGGGUCAAAAGGACCUGACGGACCCUCUGGAUUGCCUGGAUAUAAGGGAAAUGUCGGAUCUGCGGGGGAAACGGGAGAGAAAGGUGUCGCAGGUUGGCCAGGACCUACAGGAGAAUCUGGCUAUCCUGGGCAUUCUGGCAGACAAGGAAUUAAGGGUGAACAAGGAAUGUCUGGACUCUUAGGUGAAUGUGGCUCCCCAGGACUAAAGGGAAUCUCGGGUGAUCCUGGACCAAGAGGGCAAACAACAUAUUUCUUUUAUGAAGCAGGUUGUGUUGGUGAACGAGGAUCUCCUGGGGCCCCUGGUGUCAAAGGAGACAUGGGAUUGGUGGGUCUGCCAGGCCCUACUGGUCGAACAGGAAUAUCUAUACCAGGAACCCCAGGCCGGCCAGGGAUGGAUGGUCCUCAAGGCCUUCAAGGUGAAAAAGGAGCGCCAGGAAAGAGAAGCACUGAGCAGAUCCCAGGGGAACCUGGGAAACCAGGGCUCCAAGGGCCAAAAGGGAUUCAAGGGGAUCCCGGGCCCACUGGAUACUCCUGCAUCCCCGGCCAAAGAGGAGAUCCUGGAAUCACAGGAGAUAAAGGUCCAUCUGGUUCUAAAGGCAAUGAAGGGAAACAAGGUGACAAUGGUGACUGUGGUUGUGCGGUCAGUACUUUUUACGGCGUUAAUGGUUUCCCGGGUGAACCUGGCGAACCCGGUGCUCCAGGACUGCAGGGGCUUCCUGGUGCACGAGGUGAAACUGGCCCUGAUGGAGAACCUGGGCUGAAAGGACAUUUUGGUUAUCCGGGUUUUCCAGGUUUCAGGGGGAUAAAAGGAGAAAAAGGAAACCUGUUUGUGAUGAAUAUCAAGGGUCAAAAGGGACCGGCUGGCACACCAGGGACUGAGGGCAAUCUGGGUAUCAAUGGCAGGUGUGGGGAUCAUGGGAAUCCUGGCCCUCCAGGAGAUUGUGGUCCAGAGGGUGAAAGUUUUACAGGUUUUCCUGGUGAUCGAGGUUGUCCAGGAAAUAUGGGUUUCAAAGGUGCAAGAGGUCCCUGUGGACCACAAGGCUCAGGCAUUCCUGGGCCAGUAGGUCAUCGAGGACAUGAAGGUGACCAGGGACCUCCAGGACAGAGAGGAAAUGUUGGGCGUAAAGGAAACAAAGGUGAUAUGCAACUCUGUAUACCUGGCAGUCCUGGAGUCCGUGGACCAAACGGAGAGCUUGGUGACCAAGGCCGCUUAGGAGAGGAGGGAAAUCCAGGGCCUUGUGGGGAUCAUGGAAUAAAUGGACCAAAGGGAGAGAAAGGAAACCUUGGAAAUCCUGGUUCUAAUGGCCCUGCAGGGUUAUGUGGAUCUCAGGGGGAUCCAGGAGACUGUGGACCUGUUGGAAAGAGUUUGCAUGGGGAACCAGGGAUACCCGGCAAUACUGGACCCACAGGGUUACAAGGAUGCAUUGGAGACUCAUUGGUAGGAGAGCGAGGGCCAGUGGGCCCUAGUGGGCUCACUGGCUCUUUAGGACCUAAAGGAUUCCCUGGAGCCCCAGGGUCACUUGGUAGAGAAGGCUCUCCUGGUGUACCUGGAGCUCGAGGUAGGAAAGGAGAGCCAGGAGCAAAUGGUCAGCCUGGGAAAGAGGGGUCUGCAGGCCCAUGUGCAGUACAGUGUCCAGUUGGAACAGUGGGCAACCCAGGACUUCCAGGAGACCCAGGCUGUAAUGGAAAUCCAGGCGAACGUGGUGAGAAGGGAUGUACCGGACCACCUGGCAUUCCUGGAAGGGGGCUGAAAGGUGAUACUGGGAAACCAGGCCCACCUGGUGCUCAGGGAUACUUUGGUCCUCAGGGAUGGCGAGGAUCAGAAGGACAGUCUGGAGAUCCUGGUCCAAAUGGAUUGAAAGGUCAUCCUGGACAACCCGGAUGGGCCGGCUUACCUGGUGGCCCUGGCGAGUGUGGAUGUCAAGGCCCACCUGGCGUAAAAGGCGAGAAAGGCUUUGACGGGGGGCAAGGUUGUCCUGGCGUAAAUGGAGAGGAAGGAGAGAAAGGUUCCCAUGGAAAUCCUGGGAUGCCAGGAGAGAUUAACGUGAAUGCUGAAAAGGGGAAGAAGGGGCUACUAGGAAUGCCUGGGCAGUGUGGACUCCCUGGUCUCCGAGGCGAUAAAGGUGAGAAGGGUGAACACGGCCCAGAUGGCUUUUCAGGGUAUCCUGGACUUCCAGGUUCUGAGAAUGGCCCUCGAGGACCACAAGGUCUUUUUGGAAGGCCAGGUGGACCUGGACGCCAGGGCUUACCAGGGUUAAAAGGCCAUAGCGGAUUUACUGGAGGAUGUGGAGAUCCAGGUGACCCAGGAUUGAGUGGAUCUCCAGGACUCCCAGGUUUCCCUGGAUUUGAUGGGCUGAAAGGUGAUAGAGGAGAUUCCAUAGGUACACCAGGACCUCCAGGUUUGAGAGGUCCAUCUGGACAAAAUGGCUUCCCAGGUUCUCCUGGAGAUGAGGGAGAUGAGGGAGAAGAGGGUCCGCCUGGUCAGUGUGGACGGCCUGGCAAACCUUGUCCUGUUGGAAAUCGAGGACACUGUGGACCCCCAGGUGUUAUUGGUCCUGCGGGACCCAGAGGUAAAUGUGGUGCCGAAGGUCCUUCAGGGCCUCCUGGACCUCCUGGACCUACUGGACCAUCAGGCCACAAUGGCCCAAAAGGUUGUCCAGGGCCACCGGGACUGCAUGGACUGGAUGGAUUAGAGGGUGUGAAUGGUGAACCAGGGGCACGCGGACUAGGUGUACCUGGGGAUAGGGGGCCUGAUGGUCUGACAGGUGAAAAGGGUUGUCCAGGAGACCCUGGGCCACAUGGUCCUAUCCAGCAAGGGGUCAAAGGCUAUCACGGCCCACCUGGAUUGCCAGGUGAACCUGGUUAUCCUGGUCCUCCAGGUCUUCCUGGCAGGGACUGUGAGAACCCUAAAGGAGGACAGAGUGGUGAAACAGGUUUUAUGGGUGGUGACGGCCCACCAGGACUUAGGGGGCCUAUGGGACUGGCAGGCCUGGCAAUACCUGUGCGGGGGGAUGAGGGGGACCCAGGUACACAUGGUCCUCCUGGAAGUAAAGGACAAAUAGGUGAUUGUGGUCCCAAAGGCCAGGUCGGGGUUUCAGGCCUCCAUGGACAGAAAGGUGAGCAAGGAGACCCAGGACUUAUUGGAGAUCCUGGACCUUCUGGCUUACCAGGAGAAAAUGGCAGCCCCGGGCUCAGGGGCACUAAAGGACUAAAAGGAGACCGAGGUUCUCCUGGACAUGUAGGGAAUAUUAUUCAUAGGGAUUCCGGCAGGCCGACUCCAGGUCCACCUGGACUUCCUGGACCUCCUGGUGAACCUGGCUUUCCAGGACUUAUAGGAAUUCAGGGAAGUGCAGGUCUAAAAGGGACAAAAGGCCCAGUGGGAGAUCAAGGGUUGGACGGUGAACCAGGACCACCUGGCCAUAUCGGACCUCCUGGAGACCCUGGACCGGAGGGUGCCAGAGGUUCACCAGGCAGGCAAGGCCAACAAGGACCUCCAGGAGAUGAAGGUCCUCCCGGCCCUUCUGAGCGUUUCAGCUCAGGCUUCCUAUUGGUCAUCCACAGCCAAUCAACAGUUGUACCUGUUUGUCCUCAAGAUAUGUUAAAGUUGUGGGAGGGAUACAGCCUACUGUACCUUGAGGGGCAAGAGAAAGCACACCCGCAAGACCUAGGUCAGGUAGGGUCGUGUAUGCGUGUCUUCAGCACUAUGCCCUUUUCACGCUGCAACCAGCAUGCCUGCAACUAUGCCAACCGCAAUGACAAAUCCUAUUGGCUUGCCACCACUGCUCCAUUACCCACAAGGCCCGUGUCUGGGCUGGACAUCCAGCCACACAUCAGCAGGUGUGUGGUGUGUGAGGCUCCAUCACCGGCCAUUGCCAUUCACAGCCAGGAAAGACUCAUACCCACGUGUCCGCCGAAUUGGAGGAACCUCUGGAUUGGAUAUUCUUUCCUUAUGCACACCGGGUCAGGAGAUGAAGGAGGCGGCCAGCCUCUCACAUCGUCAGGAAGCUGCCUACAGGAUUUCUUCACACAUCCAUUCGUGGAAUGCCAGGGCCCACAAGGGACAUGCCACUAUUUCGCCAACCUCUACAACUUUUGGCUCAUGAGUUUCAAUGGCGAGCAACGAGAAGUGAUCUUAAAAGAAGCGAGCGAGCUGCGUGAUUACGUUAGCCGAUGCAGUGUCUGCCUGAGGGUGUGA
Messenger RNA from Ictalurus furcatus (blue catfish), 6160 nucleotides. RefSeq names its product collagen, type IV, alpha 4 (gene col4a4). The record is from RefSeq and is a predicted model, not a curated record. Lineage: Eukaryota; Metazoa; Chordata; Actinopteri; Siluriformes; Ictaluridae. Gene Ontology annotation, molecular function: extracellular matrix structural constituent. Gene Ontology annotation, cellular component: collagen trimer. The transcript is spliced from 47 exons. Bases 1184 to 6160 code for a protein of 1658 amino acids.